This is a messenger RNA of Parnassius mnemosyne (clouded apollo), 699 nucleotides long. NCBI's taxonomy places the organism in Eukaryota, Metazoa, Arthropoda, Insecta, Lepidoptera, Papilionidae. The record is from the annotation of a GenBank genome assembly.
AUGAAAGCGUUCGUGGUAUUGUGUCUAGUGGCAGCAGCCGCGGCGAUGCCGACGGCGAAGGAAGACGGUGUCAUGGAGCGGUUCAUCUCAACGCUGAGGGAUUGCGUGGAGACUGACACCAUGCUGUGUCUGAAGGAAAAGGCGAUGAAGUUCACAGAUAAUCUUGCCGUAUCGAAAGAUCUGAACUUAGUGGAAGGAGUCACAUUCGCCAGGACAGGAAGUCCACGAUCUUCCCGAAGUUAUGAGCCCCUAGACCAAGACCCGAAGACCAGAGAACAGCAAGUUGAAGAAAGAAUUAUGGAUAAUGUCGUUGACUUCUUGGACAACCACGCUUUACAGUUGAGAAUGCCGAAAUCUUUUAUCGAAGAUAAUUCCGUCGAUGAGGAAGGUCGUGGUAAGAAGAAGAAGAAGCUGAAGAAGCUCCUCCCAAUCCUGGCUCUUAUCAAACUGAAGUUGGCAGCACUUAUUCCCCUAUUCCUUGGCAUCAUCGCGUUCGCUGUGUUCAAGGCCUACCUACUUGGCAAGGUAGCGUUUAUCGCCGCUGCCCUUGGAGCUUUGAAGAAACUUCUAGAUUCUAAGAAGAACAGCGGUUGGUCGGAGCCAGCUCAUGAGGAACAUGGCUGGGAAAGCAGCGGUGGUUGGGGCAGGUCACUAGACGCCCAGAGCUUAGCAUAUGCCGCUCACGCUAAGCAAACGUAG